CUGCAUUCCGCAUUUUACAUACUUUCUGCAUUUUACCCAAAUCCCUCAAUGACUAAACCUGUCAGAAAACGCCCAGCUGAAGGAAAUAGCGAGUGGGAUUUGAUGGCCCUCUCUCCAGCAAAAAAAUCCAAGGGAAAGUCGAAGCCGAAGCAUAAGGCAAAGGCAAAGUCUAGCAAGGGCUCGCACAGCCAGUCAACUCUAUCACUGUCAGGUAUUGGGUUUAGUCCAGUAAAGGUGCGCACGACGUCUGGGCGUAAUACAUCGAACGCGAGUUCGAACUCUAAGAAGGAGAACACCCAGCGCAGGGCUGAGUCGAAGCUCAUCCACACGGAGGAUCUUCGUCUUGAUAUCCCCGGCCUGGUCAACAUCGCGAAGCCGCGCAACAAGCAAACGCUGAAUAUCGCCACAGCGAUUAGUGAUGAGGCUGCCGAUGCGAUCGAGGCUACGGUCACGGGCAAAGAUUCUGGAAGCAAAAAUAUCCGUGAGUGGGCUGCGUGGAACCCCGACGAUAAACGGUUAGAACGUGAAAUGGAGCCGAUGUUUGACGACUAUGUAAAGGCUGUUGCACGUCACAUCCAGAAGCAUCUUGACGGGCUCCCCGGCGACCAACGCGAGUCUGUUGGCUUGACGGCACGACUGUUGCUUCCGAGCGAUAACCAUGAUUUUUCGCCAGAUGAGGCGGAUACAGGACUGCGUAUUGAUGGCGCAUUAGGAAUCGUUGACGUCGACAGCGAUAUCGACAACCUCGACAUUCAGAGCUUUGCUGAGAUAUUUGCCGUCGCAGAGUUCAAAGUCUGUCCUUCAUUGACCCGGGAUGCGCUGGUGCAAAAUAUCGACUACACCCGAGACAUAUUUGCAUACCAGCAGAACCGCCGGUUUGCAUGGGGGCUGACUGGAUGUGGCAGCGAGGUCCGGGUGGCUCUUUUCUUACCCGAUUUCAUUCUGGUGUCACCUGUGAUGCACCUAUCGACGCCAGAGGGACGGCGUUCGUUCGUUGAGCUGCUGGUAUAUUGGUCACUGUGCGAGAGAGACCAGCUUGGCUACGACACAUCCAUGCGGUACAUUGCCGAAUCGCGUUGCUGGGAAUUUGACUGCUACGAUCGUGCGAGCCAGGAAACCACACAUCUAUAUUCGAAUGCAGUUAUCGCGAACGCCAGCAGCGUCCUUGGCAGACAUACGCGCUGCUUCGUUGCAUUCCCAACUAUCGAGAUGGCGACUACAGUACCAAUUGAUAUUCACAGCACCGAGGCAGUCGUUAUUAAGGACGCGUGGGCACUAUCAGCUACCGGCGACUCUGAGUCGGAUGAUCGAAAUGAGGCGAAGCAUCUGGAGCAUAUUCGCGACACGUUCGGCGGCAAGAACUUGGAGUUCCCCUAUGUAUAUUCUGCAGUGUGUGGCGAUGUCAUGCUCCAUAUUGGUGAGAGGUCUACAGUCGACAGCAGCGACAAUAUCCUGAGCGCACUUACGGACGAAUCGCGAUCGAUGUGCAUUGGACAGGACGAGACGACGCUUCCCUGCCGGAUCCACCGCCGUUUGUGCCAGAAGCCUGUCGGCGAGCCCCUGCGGAGUACCAAAAGCGAAGUCGAGUUGAUAUGCGUGCUAUACGAUGCAAUGAAAUGCCACACAGCGCUGGUAGAGGACUGCAAGCUGCUGCACCGGGAUAUCUCGACCAACAACAUACUUGUUGUCCGUCAGAACGGCAAGGCACGCGGCCUUCUCAUUGAUUUUGACAACGCUGUGAGGCUCGAUGUCCAAAAGGGCGAUAGCCGCAGAGUACGUACUGGCACGCUUCCGUUCAUGAGCCUCAACAAUCUCAGGGGUGUCAAGCACGAGUGCACGGCUCUGGACGACUGGGAAUCACUUCUUUAUCUCGUCUGCUGGCUGGGGACUUUUGGUAUUAAUAGCGACGACCGGAUGUCUGAAGAAGACUCGCGGGACUUUCCUAUCAACAGCUGGCGCUAUGGCAAAAGUAUGGAUGAAAUUGGACGCGCUAAAGGUAACCAUAUGCAUUCUGCGGACAAUUUCUCGACCGAAAUCCUCGUUAACUUCCAGCCUGAGUACAAGUUCCUAAAAGGCCUAGCUGUAAGGCUUCACAGGAUCAUUUUUCUUCACGAAGGCUGUGCAGGUGCUAAGGUGGUGAACAUCUAUAUCGAUCCAUUUAGCGAUGUAAUCCUCUCAAAAGGUGUGGAUCCUUUGGCGGAGCGGGUGAAGUACGAGAAUGAGAUUUUAGAGGGGUUGCGUAGCAUGAUGGAUGUUGUGCACACAUUCUUAACCAAGGAUAGGUGACGAUUUUUUUUGUAAAUGAAUUUUAAAUGCAUGCUACUACCAUACUUC
This is a messenger RNA of Linderina pennispora, 2334 nucleotides long. RefSeq lists its product as uncharacterized. Gene Ontology annotation, molecular function: protein kinase activity. The coding region runs from base 49 to 2286 and encodes 745 amino acids. Gene Ontology annotation, biological process: protein phosphorylation. The transcript has a single exon. NCBI's taxonomy places the organism in Eukaryota, Fungi, Kickxellomycota, Kickxellomycetes, Kickxellales, Kickxellaceae. The record is from RefSeq and is a predicted model, not a curated record.